Messenger RNA from Ectocarpus siliculosus, 1017 nucleotides. NCBI's taxonomy places the organism in Eukaryota, Phaeophyceae, Ectocarpales, Ectocarpaceae. The record is from the annotation of a GenBank genome assembly.
AUGAGUCGGUUGAAGACGAUGCUGCAGCAGAAGCUGGUCCAAAAGUAUGGGAGCAAGAGGAACGUCAACUCAAGGCUGAACCUGGAAAUCGAGGAAGAGGACAACGAAAACAGCCCGGGUGGCAGCGCUGGGGGUGUUGACGAUGUUGGCGACGGUUUGUUGCCGCCAUCUAUCGCCCGAGCUUGGCGCACAUUCGAUGUGGCUAAGCAAAUCGAGUACGAGACGAAGGAGCAGCAGAAGUCGGAGAAGGCCAAGCAGCAAAAGAUUAUAUUUCGAGAGGAGCUGGAAGUACACAGGGCAAAGCAGGCAGAGAAGAAAGCCGUGGAAGAAGAAGAGAGACGGAGGUACAUGGAGGAGCAAGAGAGGAAGCUCGCGGAGUUUCACAUGGAGCAGGAAGCGAUAAAGAAACGGGCGUCCGACAAGCACGCUGAGGAAAAGGCUCUCCGCGAGCAACAGGUCAAGCGCCUACAGGCAGAGAAGGAGAUCGAGCGGCAAGCCCGAUUGGACGAAGAGAUGCUCGAUAUUGAGCGGUGCAAGGCGAAGCUGCAGGGCGAGGUGGACGAGGCGGAUCGAAAACGCAAGAGCGAGAAGGACCGGCUGGCCGCUAUUCAAGCCGAGAACGCCAAGCAGCGAGAGAUCCGCGAACAGAGGCAGAGAGAAUCGGACGCGGCCGACGCUCUUCUGCUGAAGGAGCACCGUCAGAGGAUGGACGCAGAAGAGCAGGCUCGCGCAGCCAAGCUCAAGCAACGCAUGAAGCGGUACGAAGACAUCGGGAACUUCUGGAGCGAGCGCCAGGCGGGCAACACCGAAGCAGAGGUUGAGCUGCGCGAAGCCCAGCAGACUCUCAAGGCUGCGCGCAGGAAGGAGGAGGCGACGCUAGAGCGCGAGAGGAAGGAGAGGGAAGCGAGGCGUAUCGCUGGCAUGGUGAUGGCUGCAGAAAACCAAAAGGUGAUCCAAGAGAAGAACGCCCUUAACGCCAAGAAGCACAAAGAAGACAUGGAGUUCGCUCAAAGGUAG